AUGCCCUCGCCGCCCAUUCGUGUCUGUGUCCUCGUGUGCUCCUACGAGGGUUCGGAUAGUGAACUGAAGGAGUACGAGGGGGAACUCGUGCAGACGCCGCAGCACUACUUUACGCAGGCGGACGCGAAGGAAUUUGUCUUUACCCUCGAGUUUGUUAAGAAGUCGACGGCCUACCGCCAAAUACGUCAGUUAGUGAAGUCUGGGGCCUUCGAUGUCUUCUACAACCAGUGCGAUGGAGCCAUUGACGAGGACAAAGCCGGCGUGGAUGUGGUGCAGGCGCUUGAGAGCUUCAACGUUCCAUUCACUGGCGCCAUCUCCAAGUACUAUGAGUUGUCUAAGCCAGAGAUGAAGCGCAUGGCACACUACUGCGCCGUCAAAACAGCACCGUACGCCGUGCUGGAGUCCAGUGACGACGUGCGGAGGCUGUGCGCCGCACUGCAUUUUCCGUUGAUUGUGAAGCACAUCUCUGGCUACAGCAGCGUGGGCAUGGACAAGUCUUGCAAGGUGCACAAUAUGGAUGCGCUGGAGGAAAGGGUGGCGCGCUUCAUUGACCAGUACCAGAUCGCCCUCGUGGAGGAGUUUAUUCCCGGCGACGAGGCGACUGUAUUGGUGUGCGCCGAUGCCACACAACCUGGUGGAAUACGUGUGUUUCCGCCAGUCAUGGUGCAGUUUCCGGCGGGGGAGGACUUUAAGCACUUCCACCUCAAGUGGGAAACUUAUGAAGGGAUGAACUGGCGUUUUGUCUCAGAGGAUGACCCCGCGUUGCCGGAUAUGAUUCGCAUAGCGAAAACGUCAUUUCUUCAUAUGAUGGGGGGAGUGGGGUACGGCCGCGUCGACAUUCGCAUUAAUCGUGCCACAAAUACCGUUGUGUUUCUUGAAAUCAACCCCAAUUGCGGCAUUAUGUAUCCCUACGGACAGGAAGGCUCUGCGGAUUGGAUCCUGCGGCUUAUGCCAGAUUUUAAGCAAAAGGAGUUCGCCAAGCUGCAGAUACGUGAGGCCAUUCAGCUGCAUGCACGCAAGCAGCUACCCUUUCGCUGUGCCUAUGAUCCGGUGCGGGAAUAUUACCUCUGUGCCACACGGGAUAUACCCGUGGGCAGUGUUGUGUUUGAGGGGGAGGGACGCCUAGUGCGGCUGUGCACCAAGCCGUACGUGAAGGCCCAUUGGGGCGAGGUGGAGUACAAUGAGUUUCUGCAUGACGCCUGGCCUGUUGGGGCCGAGGGCCACUACUAUGCACUCUGGGACCUGGGGUCCUCAGACUGGCGUGCAGUUAACCACUCCUGUGACCCAAAUGUGGGGUUUUGUCAGAAUCGUUCCCUUAACGCUCACGCUCUUCGCGACAUCGCAAAGGGGGAGGAGCUCACGAUGGACUGUCGCCUUUUCAUGGACGACACGAUGCCGCCAUUCCAGUGCCGCUGCAAGGCAGCUACUUGCGCAGGCUGGAUCCGCGGAAGCGCCAAGCGUGGCAGCACUCACCGUGAGUCCUGCAGUGGGACUUUGACUCGCCGGGACGACAGCCUAAUUGCACCGGUGGCAGAGGAUUGA
This is a messenger RNA of Trypanosoma conorhini, 1542 nucleotides long. RefSeq names its product methyltransferase/D-alanine--D-alanine ligase. Lineage: Eukaryota; Euglenozoa; Kinetoplastea; Trypanosomatida; Trypanosomatidae. Bases 1 to 1542 code for a protein of 513 amino acids. Gene Ontology annotation, biological process: peptidoglycan biosynthetic process. The record is from RefSeq and is a predicted model, not a curated record. Gene Ontology annotation, molecular function: metal ion binding; ATP binding; protein binding. The transcript has a single exon.